CCACCCUGUCCUUUCUGCUCGGAGUAGCUCUGUCCCCAGCCCUGGCACUAACAGCUCUCUCUCGCCUCUGCCCCCAGUGACAUGGAGCUGCAGUAUAAGGGGGAGAGGCCAUUCCAGCCCGUGACCCGCUCACUCUACCCUCAGCCCAAGCUGCUGGAACAGAGGCCUACUGAGCUGCUGACGCUUACACCCUGGUUGGCGCCCAUCGUCUCCGAGGGAACCUUCAACCCUGAACUUCUGCAGCACAUCUACCAGCCUCUGAACCUGACCAUCGGGGUCACGGUGUUUGCCGUGGGGAAGUACACCGGCUUCGUCCCGCGGUUCCUGGAGUCGGCCGAGCAGUUCUUCAUGCGGGGCUAUCGCGUGCGGUACUACGUCUUCACGGACGACCCUGCCGCCAUCCCGCGGGUCCCGCUGGGCCCCGGCCGCCUGCUCAGCACCGUCCCCAUCCAGAGGCACGCCCGCUGGGAGGAGAUCUCCACGCGCCGGAUGGAGGCCAUCAGCCGGCACAUCGCCGAGAGGGCGCACCGGGAGGCGGAUUAUCUCUUCUGCCUCGACGUGGACAUGGUGUUCCGGAACCCGUGGGGCCCCGAGACCCUGGGGGACCUGGUGGCGGCCAUUCACCCGGGCUACUAUGCCGUACCCCGUCAGCAGUUCCCCUACGAGCGCAGGCAUAUCUCCACUGCCUUUGUGGCGGACGGCGAGGGGGACUUCUAUUACGGCGGGGCCGUCUUUGGGGGGCGGGUGGCCAGGGUGUACGAGCUCACCAGGGGCUGCCACAUGGCCAUCCUGGCCGACAAGGCCAACGGCAUCAUGGCAGCCUGGCAGGAGGAGAGUCACCUGAACCGGCGUUUCAUCUCGCACAAGCCCUCUAAAGUGCUGUCCCCUGAGUACCUCUGGGAUGACAGGAAGCCCCAGCCGCCCAGCCUGAAGCUGAUCCGCUUUUCGACGCUGGACAAGGCCACCAGCUGGCUGAGGAGCUGACGGCAGAGCCAGGACUGCCGUGUGCGGGGUUCCCCAGCCCCGCAGCCAGCUCGCCCCAGUGCCUCCCUUCUCGGGCCUCAGGUCACCCCAGUCCAGCCCUGCCUACCUCAGUCUGUUAGCAGAAUUCGACGGGAAAACGGAUGCAGAAAGGCCUUUGUAAACUGUCAAGGGCUGCGCCCGCAAGAGGAGAACACAGCGCUCACACAGCCCGGGAACAGUCAGCCGGGAAGAGGGGAGGCAGAGGUGAAGCGGACAGAGCCUGGCAGGCCUCAGCCAGCAGACGUGCCUUCGGGGCAGGCUCUGGAGUCAGCCCUCCUCCAUGCCUGAGACCCCACCUCCGCCCCCCUUCCGUUUCCUGUUGCCCUUAAAGUUGCACUUCUAAGCCCCUGGUGUGAAAGGCAUCUCAGACCCCUCUUCUCUGGCUGCCGGGGGUCCUGGGUCCUGUGAUGUCCCCCAGCCACACAGACCCCAUCCCUCGUCGGCCCUGGAGGGAGCCUUCGCCGUGGAACAGGCCUGCCUCCCUCUGGUGUCCAGCCUAGCCUGUACCUUACGGUGGGCCGCACUCCCUGGCUCCAGCCACCUCCUUUGUAAGAGGUUUGGGCAGCUUUUAACAAAGGUGGCAUGG
Molecule: messenger RNA, 1609 nt
Organism: Ailuropoda melanoleuca (giant panda)
Lineage: Eukaryota; Metazoa; Chordata; Mammalia; Carnivora; Ursidae
Product: globoside alpha-1,3-N-acetylgalactosaminyltransferase 1
Exons: 4
Coding region: 82-984 (300 amino acids)
Biological process (GO): carbohydrate metabolic process
Cellular component (GO): Golgi apparatus; vesicle; membrane
Molecular function (GO): globoside alpha-N-acetylgalactosaminyltransferase activity
Source: RefSeq, a predicted model, not a curated record